Messenger RNA from Caretta caretta (loggerhead turtle), 5004 nucleotides. NCBI's taxonomy places the organism in Eukaryota, Metazoa, Chordata, Testudines, Cheloniidae. The record is from RefSeq and is a predicted model, not a curated record.
CCGGGAGGCGGCAGCCUGCGAGUGGGGGGCCGCCGCCGGCGGCGGGGCUGAGCCGGGUAUGAGCGACGUGGUGGAGCGGACGCUGAGCGCGCUGCCCGGCCUGCUGGGGCAGCACGACCCGGGGGCCGGGCCCGGCGGGGGCCCGGGUCGGUUCUCGGCCACCUCGCGGCUGGGCGGCUUGAUCCGGAGCAUCACUGCGCUCUCCUCCAAACAUGAGGAAGAAAAAUUAAUACAACAGGAACAAACUAAUUUGAAAGCAACAGUUUCUGCUCCCACUACAACAGUUAGACUGAUGAAAGAAUGUAUGGUGAGACUAAUCUAUUGUGAAAUGCUGGGAUAUGAGUCCUCCUUCGGAUACAUCCAUGCUAUUAAGCUAGCACAACAGGGAAACCUUUUAGAAAAAAGAGUUGGUUACUUGGCUGUUUCUUUAUUCCUCCAUGAAAAUCAUGAACUGUUGCUUCUGCUUGUGAACACAGUUGUGAAGGACUUGCAGAGCACUAACCUGGUUGAGGUGUGUAUGGCACUUACUGUUGUCAGCCAGAUCUUUCCACGGGAAAUGAUUCCAGCUGUACUUCCCCUCAUAGAAGACAAACUUCAGCAUUCUAAGGAAAUUAUCCGAAGAAAAGCAGUUCAGGCGUUGUAUAAAUUCUAUCUCAUUGCUCCCAACCAAGUCCAGCACAUCCAUGACAAGUUCCGGAAAGCCCUGUGUGACAGGGAUGUUGGAGUCAUGGCUGCUUCUUUACACAUUUACCUUCAAAUGAUUAAGAAAAAUGCAUCUGGAUACAAGGACUUGACAGAGAGCUUUGUAACCAUUCUAAAGCAGGUAGUGGGAGGAAAGCUUCCUAUAGACUUCAAUUACCACAGCGUGCCAGCACCAUGGCUACAAAUUCAGCUCUUAAGAAUACUGGGGCUGUUAGGAAGAGAUGAUCCAAGGACAAGUGAAUUAAUGUAUGAUGUUCUGGAUGAGUCUUUAAGAAGAGCAGAAAUAAAUCAUAAUAUUACAUAUGCUAUCUUAUUUGAAUGUGUACAAACAAUUUAUACCAUUUGCCCCAAAUCUGAUCUGCUUGAGAAGGCUGCCAAAUGCAUUGGGAAAUUUGUUCUAUCACCUAAAAUUAAUUUGAAGUAUUUAGGAUUAAAGGCUCUGACCUAUGUUAUCCAGCAGGAUCCAAAUCUGGCACUUCAGCACCAAAUGACAAUAAUUGAGUGUCUGGACCAUCCUGAUCCUAUCAUCAAAAGGGAGACAUUGGAGCUUCUCUACAGAAUUACCAAUGGGCAGAAUGUAACCGUCAUAGUUCAAAAGAUGCUGGACUACUUAAGACAAAGCAAGGAAGAAUAUACCAUCAUCAACUUAACUGGCAAAAUAGCAGAAUUAGCUGAGAAAUAUGCCCCUGACAAUGAGUGGUUCAUCCAGACUAUGAAUGCAGUAUUUUCGGUAGGAGGAGAUGUAAUGCACUCUGACAUCCCAAACAACUUCUUGAGGCUGCUGGCUGAAGGAUUUGAUGAUGAAAAGGAAGAUGAGCAGCUACGGCUUUAUGCUGUCCAGUCUUAUCUUUCUUUGCUGGAGGAGGAAGAUACUUUUUAUCCACAGAAAUUUCUUCAAGUUAUGAGUUGGGUUUUGGGGGAGUAUUCCUACCUUGUAAAUGAUGGUGAUCCAGAAGUCAUUAUAACAAAACUGCACAGGUUGCUGAAGCAGACCUUUGUUACUUCUGAAACUAAAGCCUGGAUUAUGACUGCAAUCACUAAAAUAUCAUCCCGUAUGCCUUGUUCUAAAACAGUUGAUAAACUAAUCCAGGAAUUCAGCACUUCUCUAGACACGUGCAUGAGGCAAUAUGCCUUUGAAUUAAAACAUUUGUGUGAAAACAAGGAGCUGAUGAAAAACGUGCUUCCGCUUGAUGCCAGUUGUGAUGAGAUAAUGGUAGAUGCUUCCUUAUCUUUCCUAGAUGGGUUUGUGGCUGAAGGACUUAGCUGUGGUGCAGCACCAUAUAAACCUCAUCACCAGAGACAGGAGGAGAAGCUUUCUCAGGGAAAAGCUCUGAAUUUUGAACCUUAUGGAUUGUCAUUUACUUCAAGCAUGUCUUCAUCCGGCUUCACUGGCCGACAAUCUCCUGCUGGUCUUUCUCUUGGUUCAGACAUGUCUGGUAAUAGUGCCGAGAUAGGACAGAAAGAGACCAAUUGUCUGAAACUUGAUGGUGUGAGGAAACUAUGGGGGAAAGAAGGCUACCUCCCGAAAAAAGAGAACAAAACAGGAAAAGAAGAUAAAACACAACCUGUUCCUCAGGAUAGCAUAUUAAUGGGACAUGUAGUUGAUCCUCCUCUGACACAGUCUGAGCAACAGGUAGUCAGCCUUUCAGAGGAAGACAAGGAGAAGCAGCAGCUCGCAUCAACGUUGUUUGUGGGGCUAGGGUCAAACAACACUAUCAGUCUGAUGGGGAAAGCAGAUACCACCACUCAGAAGUUCAAAAAAAAAUCAAAAAUAAGUGAAACCCAGAAUAGCAAAGAAACAUCUAGUUUCCAAAAUAUUGCUACCUUGCCUUUCAGUCCUUUACUUGGUACAGCUCCUAACAAUAAGGAAAACUUUCAGGGCAAUGAACAUCUCGGAUUAAGGAAAGUCUCACUGAGUUCUUCAGAAGUUUUGGAAGCUAGUGUUUCAUUUGAUACGUCUCAAUCGCUGACAGAAGCUGGACUGGAUGAGACGCUUUCAAACUGUAGACUAUCAACAUCCUCUUUGUUUGCUGAUAGUAAUAUUGAAGUUUUUCAGCCUUCCCAAAGUGUUCCAGAUAUAGUUGCCAAUAAGGCCCCCUUGAAUCUUUGCUUACCAGAUGAACUAGCUGAUCACCCUCAUUCAGAAAUAGUAGAGCUUUGUAGCAGUGACAUCCUGACUAUGUACUCGUGUAAAGUUUGGACAGAUGACUGUUUACUGCUUAUCUUGUUUGUUGCCAACAAAAGCACCUCACCGCUCAAAACUGUGACCCUAGUGUUUGAAAAUGCAGAGCAUUUUAAGAUCUUUGAGAGUCUUAGCUGUCAUUUUCCUGUAAUAGAAGCUCAAAGCAUGGAAAGCUGCCAAAAGUGUGUGCAGUUGGAAACAGUCUGUACAGAGGGCAUUCUCUUCGGCUCCAUUCGUUAUCCUCUAGAUACGGAUACUCAUCUUGAGUUUUCACUAACUUUCUCACUGUCCGAUUUCAUCAGACCAAUGAAAAUUACCACUGAAGACUUUGGGAGACUGUGGCUGUCCUUUUCUAAUGAUGUGAAACAAAAUCUAAAAAUGUCACCUUCUCAGGGAUCUCUCUCCAUAGCUCUGAACACCCUGAAGCAGAAAUUAAAGCUCCAUAUUGUUGAAAUUAUUGGUAAUGAGGGAAUAGUGGCAUGCCGGCUACUUCCAUCAGUCCCCUGUCUGCUGCAUUGUCGUACUCAUGCAAGGACACUGGCACUGUGGUUUAGAUCCUCUUGUUCUGCUCUUCCAGACAGUUUACUAUAUCUGUGUCAAAAGGUGAUGGAGGAAUCUUAAUUGCAACAGUGCCUGCUUUUCUAACAUACUGGUGUAAAAAUAAAUGCAUACAAAAGACUUACAGGGUUACACAAAUGUUUACCAAAGCAAAAUGAGUUAAAACGAUACUCAAGAGUGGUUUCAUCCCCCCAACUGGCAUGUGCCAUAUGGACUAACGGGAAAGCAGAAUGAUCCACGAUGUGCCUGCAGAAAUGUGCUCAGGAUUUUACAGUUGCUGACAGAUGACCCAAUGAAGUAUUGCUAACUGUUUAAAUGAAAUGUAUAUUUCUUAGUUUAUUGUAGAUGAUUGAAAGUAUUUAUUUUCUAUUACAUAAUUUUUGUAUAUAGCAACCCUUUACUCUUAGGAGCAGCUACUUAGUACUUAAAUAUUAUUUUAAGGAAAACAUCACUGCUAUGAAGUCAGCUUUAUACUGUAAAAAUGAUUCAAAUGCUUGUCUGUAACAUUACCAUUUACUUCAUUUAUGAGCUUUUUCUAAAGCUGCAUUUUAAGCACUAUUGGAAACAAGACCCAUACUGGCUGUUGCACGUGGUAUGUUAUCUUACCACAGAGGAUAGAAGUGCAUGCUUCAUAAUUGUUUCACUGGCUUUAAAUGGUCAGAAGUACUGCACGUGAUCUUUUGGUCGUUUACCAGUUAAGGACUUGACUCAUGUCAUCCAGACAGUCUUUGGAGAAUGGGAGAGGUGUCUAAAACUGGGAGUUGCGUGGUGAUGGCUAAAUUGGAUGGAGAUCCAUUGCUAUCCAAGUCAUGUGUAUGGUAUCUGCAGCUCCUUGUCAUUUUCAUUUUAUUCCUCUUCUUCACUUGCCUUUGGUAGAAGUCUGUAACACUCAUCAAAAGAACUGUGCAUGUCCCAAAGAUAUUUUUCAAAAGUAUAGAAGAGGAAAAUAUUAAGCCUGGAUUUAUCAUAGCUGUGUGAAAGUAUUGAAGGUGCUGUGUAUUUAAUUUGGACUGAAAUAUUUGAAUUUACUUUGAAUUUUCUUUUAUAAUGCUAAUUAUCUACAGUAUUGAUUGGUUAUCAGUCUUUGUAAAUUACUGCUUAUACAUGGUUUGGAUGUAAUUGUGUUGUUAUGAAUGUUUCUAAAGGCUUGUUUACACAGAGCAGCAAUGUGCAUUAUGGGGGUGUGAUUUCUAAGGUGCACUAACUGGUCCAGGUAGACACUGCUGGUACGCACUAAAAGUUCCCAAGUGCGUUUUACUCUAGUGCUGUAUAUUGAAGUGCAUUAGGGAACUUUCAGUGUGCACUGGCAGGGUCUACACCAGGGGUCUCAAAAACAUGGCCCAUGGGCCAGAGUUAUUUCCUGCGGCCUGCUGUGGGUGCCGACUCCACCGGCAGCCAAGCUCUCCUGCCCCCACCCCGAGCAUGCUGCAUCACCACUCCACCUACUUCCCAGCGCUUCCCACUGUCAAACAACUGUUUGGCAGUGCUUAGGAGUUUCCAGGAAGAAGUGGGGAGGAGCGGGGAUGUGGCAGGGCCGGAGUGGGGAUUUGGGGAAAGGGUUG